CGACCUUUUGAAUUCUGCCGAGAUUCUAGAUUCCCGCGUAGUCAGUUUUUAGUUUAUGUUAUUGUUGGUUUUUUAACUUAAAAUUUGAAAUACAUACGUACAUUGUUUUUAAUUCAUAAUGUUUAAUUGCAAAAAAGUUCCUGCCCAGUUUUCGCGAUUUGUAGGGCAAGAUGUGAUUGAAUUAGUACAAGUGGAUAAAUAUAUGAAAAGUUAUUCUGAAUCACUAACGGCGAAUGCAGAUGUUCCAGUUCGACUAUUCGGGAUGGAGUUGUACUAUCUGGAUUACGAAACUAUGCAGUGUUUACUAAUUGCAGCACGAGAUGGAAUCGGAAAACUGGCUUACCACGAAGUCCGCCGAGAUAUGGGAGAAUCGGAAUGCGCCAGCAGACGGGCUGAGAUUACCCACUUGUUUCGAUUGAUUCUUGGGCAGUUCAAACAGUUUCGUAAUAUCGAAUGCCUUGAAGGAAUUUCCAAAAUUAAUGAAUGUUUACCGGAUUUGGUGAAGGUAGCGGAAAAUACUGGUGCAUUCAAGGCAACUGACAUGAUCUUUGAAAGCUACGAAUAUUUCCAUGCUGUGUUGGAUUGGCGAUGGUUUGGGCUAGUGUUGAAUUUAGAACUUCCGAACAGCGGUAUGCGCAAUGAACUGUUCUGUGCUUUGUAUCAACGAUUGCUAGAAAGUUUGAUUCGAUUGGCAAGAUUUAAGUACAACAAAAUUGAACGAAAUGAUUUACCCUACAAAGCUCAGUUUUACUGUCCUUGUAUACAGAAACUAUGGAUCGGAAUGAUGGCUUUAUCUACGAACACGAGUUUUGACAUAGAUUUUUGGAUAUAUUUGCAGAAUGCUCUUGAUACGGUUGAUGCAGAGAAACGAUAUAGAAACAUAACAGUAAAACAGUCCGUUAAGUCUAACGAUGUUCUAUUUCAAACGUGGCUCAUGAAUAGAAUUAUAUCGUUAUAUCAAACCCGGAUUUUGGACGAAGAAACAUUCAAAGAAUCUCCGGUGAUUACCCUAGUUGAGGAUCUGGCGAUAUUGAAUCGAGCUUAUAAAGAGGUGGCUUUCGUUGGAAAAACCGAAGAGCAAAUGAGGACAAUUCUAUUGUUGAUCAAACCAAUCUACACGGAAUGGUUGACAAUUAGGCAUGAUUUUCUCGUUUCAUUGUGGGAUUAUUUUAGCAAACGAUUAAACUCGUCUUUUCAAUUAACAUCUGAACCAUUGAGUAAUCUAGCGUGCAUUAAUCGUUCGCCUGCAGGAUUUAUGGAACAAGCACGGAAACAAUCGGGAGCAGCAUCGUUCAAAAUGCUCAAUGCCAAAGACUCAAGUUUCAAGAUCUAUUUAUGUCUCCUUAGUUUCGUAUUACGCCAUUACUCUGAAACUGCCCAGAAAACGAAAGUAUUGAUCCUCUUCAACCGGACGAUACUGAAAAUUGUCCCACCAAAAUUAGAAACAAUCACAGAACAAUAUAUCUAUAACUACUCACUUCUAAUGCUCACCAUGAUUGAAUCUACUCCAUAUCAAGAUGACUAUCCGAGACUUUCGAAACAGUUGCUUAAAUUUAAACUAGAUCAGACGACAUCUGCAGCAGGAGUAGACAGUUGUAUCCGUCGCAUCACAACCAUAACGCUUGCUAAUUUGGCCUUGAUCCUAACGUUCAGUGCACGAGGGUACGAUCAAGCAAGUCAUUUGCAUCAUUUUUUGAAAAGUAUAGAGGAAGCACGUAGCAAAUUCGGAGAAAGGUUGCAACCGACUCUACAUGUGCUAGCCGAAGGAAUGUGUACUGUGUUCGAUAAGGCCAUCUCCAAGGGGUACUUUAGGCAAGUUGAAGCUGAAUUCUUGGGUGAAUGGUUGGGGAAGUACUUGAAAGGAUGUUCGGAGAGCGAACGGGAUGCUAUUCUAAAAAUCCUCUCCAGAAUCUUCGAUUGCUUUCACAAAAAAACUCUUGUGCCCGAAGAAAACGUUCACAUCCUGCAACCCUUAUAUACGAUAGUGUUACCCUACAUUAAGGACGUUUUCAGCGACUUUACUGUGCACUCACAACUUGUCGCAGAACUAGCCGCGCAUUUCACAAUAUGCUCCAAUGGUCAACCGUACGCGUCACCAUUUUUGGCACUAUACAGAUUCUUUUCUGACAACGCCACUGCGAAUGUGGACCUUCGUUUGCAGUACUUUAAAGUAAUAGUUAAUAGCGAGCGAAUCAAUGAAAUCGAUGAAAAGGUGAUAAUACGGAGUUGGUUGAAAUUUGCACUAUUGAAUAACCGGGAUCAGCUUGAGGAUAUUUCUCGAGCGGUUUGUCGUUUGCGGGAGUUCCAAGCGAUAUGUGAAAUUCCAGAGUACGAUCUGUGUAAUGGAGAUGAGGAGCCGAUUGUGUUAUUUUUCAAAUUCUUAGGCAAGAAGUAUCGACAAUAUGAAGGAAAGGACAGUCGUGCACAAUACGAGUUGACUAUUAAAGUACAUUCGUUGUUCCAAUAUUUCGAUAAAUGGAUAACAAAUCCAAGCAUGAUUGUACUGAGAAGGAUAAUGAAUGUAUUGGCAUUGGCUCUGAAAGAGUGUGGAUCAGUUAUUUAUAUCAAGAGCAAUUCAACAUGUUUGUAUCACGUGGCAUUUAAUAAAUAUUUUUUACCGAUUAGCGUACUGACCGACAGAAAUGUUCCCAAAGAAACAAUUCUGGCAAUGGGCAAAGUUUGGAAUCAAGUCAUGAAUGCAAUGGGUCAAAUGAAUUAUAGAACCGAUCCGGUAAUAAGUGAUCACGUAACGAAUAUGAUGAUCAAAUGGGUCCCACAAUUUGUAAAAUAUAAAGAUAAAAACGACGGAGUCAAACCAUUUGUAAACUUUUUUUCAUCGCAGAACGAGCCCCUAAUAACAUUUGCAUUCAGUAAAUAUUCAUUAUUUUAUGUUGAAUUACACGGAACUUCGCCUAAACCAGGAUCAGAAAAUGGCAUGAAAAUUCUUCUAUCACUAUUGACUACACUUUGCAGCUUGCAGGAUAACAGCAAAAUUGCACUUUUUAUACGAUUGAUGGCCCCUGCAAUACUAGAACAUGCCUUACUAGUUAACGAAACAUUUGCCACCAAAGCGAUUGCCAAUAGCCUGGUUAACAACAUGCUCCAAUGUAUCCACAACAACUCGAAUCUCAUCAAGAUGGAACUCAAGUCAUGCCUUUCAACGUUUACAAAGAAAAAUCUUCCAAUAUAUUCGGGAUUUUAUUUCCGCUUCAUGUACAACUUGGCAGACCGGGAGCCCGAAUUUAUCAAAUCUAUGAUUGCGACAAUUAAAACGGAAUUAGCGGAAACGGAGCGAUUGCGUGGCGGAGGAGAGGAUAAAUAUUUAAGACGUUUGCUGAUGCAACUGGAAGGUGCUGUCGAAGCAAGUUUUUAUAAAAAUAGGAUUUAGAUUUAAAUGUUCAAAUGUACAAUAUUUUACUAGAGAUAUUUGUUUUAUGUUUUUUGUAUACGAAAUAUAUGUUUAAUGUUAAACUGUUUCAUGCAGUCUACCCAAAAAGGGACGAGGAAAAAAAUCUCGGGGUAUUGAAACAAACACAGUGGCCUUUCAUAUAUCACGUACAAGGUGCGGAAAACUCGCUCACCGCCAUGAGCGUACAUGAAUUUGUUUCCUUAUACAUCGUCGGGGGUUUACGCUCUCGUUAAAAAGAUACAGACCCACACAACUCGUUCCGCAUCACACCGUAUGCGAUUACGAAAAGAGAGAGAAUCGGAAAUCGCAAAAUUUUUUAACGCGUUCCGCAUUGCCGAUGCAGUGAGGUAAUGAGUGCCAUCGAACAUAUUCGGCAGCGAACAUGUUCGUUCGGAAAAAUGAUCCAAAUCUUCGUGCGCAAUCCUGAAACUAAACGAUUGAAAUAUAUGGCUGGCCUGAAAAUAUCGGUAGGAGUCAGUGUCCGCCUGGACACCGCACGGAGUGGCAGUUUCUGCUGUGUAGGUUCAACUCGCAGUCAUUUCCUUGCUGCGUGUUAAUUCUAUCAUGCGCAUAUUAAUGCU
Molecule: messenger RNA, 3990 nt
Organism: Topomyia yanbarensis
Lineage: Eukaryota; Metazoa; Arthropoda; Insecta; Diptera; Culicidae
Product: protein MMS22-like
Exons: 2
Coding region: 119-3388 (1089 amino acids)
Biological process (GO): double-strand break repair via homologous recombination; replication fork processing
Cellular component (GO): nuclear replication fork
Source: RefSeq, a predicted model, not a curated record